Molecule: messenger RNA, 834 nt
Organism: Aspergillus sclerotioniger CBS 115572
Lineage: Eukaryota; Fungi; Ascomycota; Eurotiomycetes; Eurotiales; Aspergillaceae
Product: GNAT family N-acetyltransferase
Exons: 3
Coding region: 70-750 (226 amino acids)
Molecular function (GO): acyltransferase activity, transferring groups other than amino-acyl groups
Source: RefSeq, a predicted model, not a curated record
AAUUGUUUGUUCAGUACUAUCAUUCAGCCCAUCAAUAUAUAUUUUUACCGGAACCCCCGAACUUGAACCAUGAAGCUCUCCAACCCCAUCAAACCAACAUUAUCUGAUGCCCCCCUCCUUGCCAAAAUCCUCCAAUCUUCCAUCGCCGAUAAUGACAAAGAUAGAGUAGCCCCUCAAUCGGAAGAGGCUUCCGCCUCUCAGCUCACCUUCCUAACCACCAUGUUCGAGCGCGAUCUUACCCAUCCACACCGUCGCUAUUGGAUCAUUCGGGACCUCGAUACCGGCGACGUCGCCAGCUUCAUCAGCUGGACUCCACCUGUUACGGAGGAAGAGGAGGAGCGGAUUCGCGACGAACGAGCCAGGACGCUACCACCGGUGCAUCGUCGCCAGAGUUCGGGUGGGGGUGAUUAUAUGGACGAGUUGAUGCCAAAGAUCGCGGAAAUGAGGAAGGAGAUUCUGGGGGUUCCGAGGCGGUUGAACUGGUAUUGUGGUAACCUGGCUACCGAUCCAAAGUACCAGCGAUUGGGGGCAGCCUCGAAGCUGAUUCGGUGUCCCUUUGAGGAGGCGGAUCGAGAGGGCGUGGCUUGUUAUUUGGAUACGGAUUUAAAUGGCCCAGCGAUCAAGAUGUAUGAGCGGAAUGGGUUCGUGCGGGUGGGGGAGGGAGUGUCUGUCAGCUUGGAGAAUUACGGAGGACAGGGUAUUCAUACCCAUGUCGGGUUGAUUAGGGAGCCAAAUCCCGUGAGCACAUAGUGUAGGACAGAAAAGAUCGUGUAGUCAUGGAAGAAAUAAUGUUUGGUUAGGGUUGGAUAGUGAUCGAGAGCGAUGAACUUGUGG